Microthlaspi erraticum is the source of this 429-nucleotide messenger RNA. The record is from the annotation of a GenBank genome assembly. NCBI's taxonomy places the organism in Eukaryota, Viridiplantae, Streptophyta, Magnoliopsida, Brassicales, Brassicaceae.
AUGCAAUAUUCAAUUGAUGAAAGGGAAAACGAGAAAGCCCUAAUCUUUGAACUUCGAUUCUUAAUGGCCAUGGCUAGUGGAUCUUUCAAGUUGGAACACACACUGGAGAGGAGACAAAUUGAAGCUUCUCGCAUCAGGGAGAAGUAUCCAGACAGAGUUCCAGUGAUUGUAGAGAAAGCUGAGAGAAGUGAUGUUCCCAAUAUCGACAAGAAAAAGUACCUUGUUCCUGCUGAUCUAACUGUGGGACAAUUUGUGUAUGUUGUACGUAAGAGAAUCAAGCUGAGUGCUGAAAAGGCAAUUUUUGUGUUUGUGAAGAACACAUUGCCACCAACUGCUGCGAUGAUGUCUGCAAUCUAUGAGGAGAACAAAGAUGAAGAUGGGUUUCUCUACAUGACUUACAGUGGAGAGAACACUUUUGGUUUGGUUUAA